AUGGCCCGCCGGGCGCUGCUGGGCCUCGCGCUGUGCCUCCGCGGUGCGCCGCGCGUGGCCGCCGCGGGCUGCCCGAGCAGCGCGCCGCCGGCAUGGCCCGUCCGGUUCAAGAUCCUGCAGCGGAAGGUGCCGGCCGACGACGCCGACUGCGGGAGGGGCACCUGCUCGAACGUCACCGCCUACUACGACUGGGGGCGGCAGGCGAACCUGAUAAUCGUUCGGUGCCCCGCGAACUCCACGCUCUGGGACCUGGAGUUGGGCAGCGGGCACUCGUACUACAUCCACCCAGGCCUCCGGCAGUGCAUGUUCCAUGAGUUCGACGUGGGCAUCCUGCGUCGCUCUUGGCUGGAGGGGGCUACCUUCCUGGGCGAGUCGUUCCUCAACGGGAGACUGUGCCAGGUCUGGACGAAGGACGAUUUCAUAGACUAUUAUGCCGAUGCCGAGGACUGCACGCCUGUCAGCUGGUUUUUUCACACCAUGCGCGCUUGGUUCCACACGAUCGACUACCUCGAAGGCGAGGCGGUGCCGGACGACAAUUUCUUCUCGCCGCCAGAGUACUGCCCGAAUCGCACGGCGGGCCUUGACGGCCUCCAUCACGAGUCGCCGGCGCUUGUGGUGUGA
Molecule: messenger RNA, 621 nt
Organism: Prorocentrum cordatum
Lineage: Eukaryota; Dinophyceae; Prorocentrales; Prorocentraceae
Source: the annotation of a GenBank genome assembly